Messenger RNA from Camellia sinensis, 492 nucleotides. NCBI's taxonomy places the organism in Eukaryota, Viridiplantae, Streptophyta, Magnoliopsida, Ericales, Theaceae. The record is from RefSeq and is a predicted model, not a curated record.
AUGGAUCUUCCUGCACCUCCUCUUCCGCAAAACCCUCAUUGGAUGAUAUAUGCAACAAGGGAGGCCAAGAUAUAUACGACAAAGUUGCUUAUCAUGUUUAACGUAGGAGCAUUCGGUUUGAUCGCGCUUUGCACAUUCCUAUUCUCCAAAGGGCAUCAGCGAGUCACGAUUGUCGGAUGGAUCUGCGCUGUCUUUUCUGUCUCUGUUUUUGCUGCUCCUCUUAGCAUCAUGAGGCUGGUUAUAAAAACGAAGAGCGUGGAGUACAUGCCAUUUGCAUUCUCAUUUUUCCUCACACUAUGUGCGAUCAUAUGGUUUCUUUAUGGCUUUUUCAUAAAGGAUUACUACAAUGAAAUACCGAACAUCUUAGGAUUUGCAUUUGGGAUUGCACAAAUGGCGCUGUACAUCGUCUACAAGUACGCAAAAAAACAAAUUUCACCACAAGUGAAGCCGCAAGAUUUAGGGACGGUGAUCAAUCUUGUUAUGUUAAUUUGA